AUGGCAGCUAACACGCCCUCGGCGUCCACAGCCCCGGCCAUCAUCGACGACUCCCUCCCCGCCCGUAUAUCUGCGUCGUGCCCCGAAGACGUCAAGCUUAUCCUCCACCACGCCUGGGCCCACGAUACCUCCGACCUCAAGGCCCUUCUCGACGCCCCUGGCAAGGCGAGUCUUCAGGAUCCCGAAACCGGCGAGACACCGCUUCACGCCGCCAUCCGAGCCUGUGGCCCGGCCGACCCCUCCCCGGAUGCCGACAACACUGCCGCCGAUGAGGCCAAGGAUACCCUCCAAGAACUCUUUCUUGCUGGUGCCAUCUGGAACGAUGUAGAUCGCAACAACGAGACCCCCGGCUGCGUCGCGGACCGCCUCGGCCACCCUUCUCUCUACCGCGCUUGCGUCGAGGCUGGCGUCCGCGCCGAGCUCCUCUUCGGCCUGCUGGACGAGUACGAGGAGCUUUCCUCAGGUUCGGUCGAAGACAUGGAAAUCGUCGAGGAAGAAGAAGAUGGCGAUGAGGCCCCUAAACUCGUGGACGCCAACGGCCACGACGUCGCUAUCGACGAAGAAGCGAAGAAGACAAAGGAGCCUGACGCCAAGCCCGACGUCAAUUCGGAGGCGUACCUCGCCUCGGACCUUACGUACGACGACGUCAAGCUCGUCGAUGACGAGGGCAACGGCGUCAUGAUGGCGUGGGAGACUUCCAUCAUGCGCCGCUCCGUCGAUGUUUUGCUCCGUGCCUCCGCGUCCGAGCCGGCUCUCGCCGAGGGCAAGCGCGUGCUCAACGUCGGGUUCGGAAUGGGCAUCAUCGAUGGCAUGUUUGCGGAUACCAAGCCCGCACGGCACCACAUUAUCGAGGCGCACCCGGUUGUGCUGGCGCACAUUGACAACGGCGGCACAAACUUUGGCGCCGCGUGGGAGGCAAGCGGGCCUGAGGACGGAGCUUUCAAGGUGCACCGCGGCAGAUGGCAGGAUAUCGUGCCUCAGCUUCUGGAGGCUGGCGAGACAUAUGAUGCGAUAUACUUUGACACAUUCGGGGAGGAUUAUGCGCAGCUGAAGAUGUUUUUCACAGAAUACAUCCCUGGAUUGAUGGAACAGGAGGGUAGGUUUGGCUUCUUCAACGGCCUGGGCGCAGAUCGGAAGAUCUGUUACGACGUGUACACACAGGUUGUCGAGAUGCAUGCAACAGACGCAGGUCUGGAUUUGGAGUGGGAGGUGAUUGAUGUUGACCUUCAGGGUUUGGAAGAGGCUGGGAAGGGUGAGUGGGAAGGUGUGCGGAGGAGAUACUGGACACUCGACAAGUACCGGCUCCCGUUAUGCACAUUCAUGUGCUAA
Verticillium dahliae VdLs.17 is the source of this 1329-nucleotide messenger RNA. Its product is annotated as arginine N-methyltransferase. NCBI's taxonomy places the organism in Eukaryota, Fungi, Ascomycota, Sordariomycetes, Glomerellales, Plectosphaerellaceae. Gene Ontology annotation, cellular component: nucleus; cytoplasm. Gene Ontology annotation, biological process: peptidyl-arginine methylation. The coding region runs from base 1 to 1329 and encodes 442 amino acids. The record is from RefSeq and is a predicted model, not a curated record. The transcript is spliced from 2 exons. Gene Ontology annotation, molecular function: protein arginine N5-methyltransferase activity.